AACAGAACAUCAUGAUUUAGAUUUUUUCCUGUAAUCAGAAUUUAAUUCUUUCACUGUGAUUCAUGAGCAUGAUCAGAAGAUGAAUCCUGGAAGAACCUGGUUCUUUGGAUUUAGCUGAAAUGAGCUGAGCAGCUAAGUUUGAUUUACAGGGGGAAAAUUAAAUUAUGGUGCAAAAAUGCAUUUAUUUCAGUAAUCCAACUUAGACUGAGACCAUUUAAAGGCUCAGGAACUUUUUGCAGGUGUGUGGGACUCGUUAGACACGUUGAGCCGAGAAUAUUCAUGUAGAAUGUGUGGUUUUCAUCAGCUGUAAGCCACAAUCAUCACAAUUAUAACAACUAAAGGCUUAAAAUAUCUAGAAUUAGUCUAUCUCAUACAUCCGUUUCACCUUUUGAGUUGAAUUACUGACAAAAAAUGUACUUUUGUCCCAUUUUCAGAAUUUUUUGCAUUUGUUCUGCACAAAAACAUCAGGAGGAUAAAUAAGAACUCUCACCGCUAAUUUCUGGAUGUUAUUUAAUUCAAAGACAGCUCAGCUAGCGUGCUCUUCCUCCUCUUGACUCAUGUGGAGCUGUGCAAACCCACUGUGGCACAAAUCUGGAGAAGAGAGGGAGGAGUGGGGCAGCAGGGAGGAGGAAUGUGAAACAUUUCUGAUGCUUGUUGGGUGGUUGUUUACGCGGGAGUCAGCCUGUGACAUCAGAGUCCAGACUUUAUAAAUGUCAGCAAGCACAAGAAUGAGCAGUUAGCAAUCGGCUAUUCCAGCUGCACUACCCCAUCCUCCAUCAGCAGCUCCAUCCCACAUGGACCAACGUAUUGCCUUCACCAUGCUGCUGUUUGGGGUCGCACAGGUGGUGUCUCGGGUGUGUGACCGGCCCUGUCUAUGUCCUGGUCCUACCCCUCAGUGUCCGGCUGCAAUCCCGCUUAUACUGGACGGCUGCCAGUGCUGCCAGGUGUGCGCCCGGCAACGAGGCGAGCCAUGCACUGAGAUGUUGCCCUGUGACAGACAACAAGGUCUGCAGUGUGACUACAGUGCCAGCUUCCCUGGAGACCCUGGGGUGUGUAUCGGUCCGCAGCAUCUGGGCUGUGAGGUCAAUGGGAUCCAUUACAGUGAAGGCCAGUCUUUCCAGCCCUCUUGUGAUGCUUACUGUCACUGUCGAGGUGGAGGGGUGUCCUGUUUGCCGGCUUGUCCACUAAAUGGCCUUAUUCCCACUCCGGAUUGCCCCAAUCCACAACGCGUCCUUCUUCCAGGAAAAUGCUGCAGGGAAUGGGUGUGUGAAAACCUUGAGAACACGGUCAUUCAGGAUGCCAUAACAGCCAUGAAACCAGACAGAUUGUUGCCAACACUGCCAAGGAUUAACCCUUUAAAGAAGCUGCACUCACCAGCCUUCACUUGUGUGGCGCAAAGCACUCGGUGGAGUGACUGUUCCCAGCAUUGUGGCGCGGGGUUCUCCACACGGGUCUCGAACCACAAUCCUGCCUGUAAGCUGCAAAUGGAAACUCGCCUCUGUAAAGUGCGUCCAUGUCGUGUGACUCAACCUGUUCCAUGGAAAGCCAUGAGGGGUCAGCAGGGCCGGUGCGAGGCCAGCUACACAUCACCGGGCCCCAUCCGGCUCGUGCACCAGGGCUGCUACAGCGUUCGUGCCUACCAGCUCCGGUACUGUGGACAGUGCACUGACUCUCGGUGCUGUGUGCCACACCAGACCUCCACUAUACAGGUCACUUUCCGCUGCCCCACCGGCAGACAACUUCAGCGAGCAGUGAUGAUGAUCCACUCAUGUGUGUGUCAUAACAACUGCCCCUAUGCACCAUACACUAAUCCUGCUCUCUGGGCAUACCAGUCCUGAUAUCUGUUGAUGCACAGACUAAAUAUAAUAUAAAACAUGGCAGAACCAUUAAUUAAGAUCCAUUAAUUUUCCUCCGCUUAUCCGGGUUUGGGCCACGGUGCAGCAGCCUAGGCAGAGAUGCCCGGACUUCCCUCUCCACAACCACUUGGUUCAGCUCCCCCAGAGGAUCCCAAGGUGUUCCAAGGCCAGACAGGAAAAAUAGUCCCUCCAUCGUGACCUGGAUCUUCCCUUGGAUUUCUUCCCGGUUGGACGUGCCUGGAAAACCUCACCGAGGAGGCGCCCAGGAGGUAUCCGAACCAGGUGCCCUAUCACCUCAACUGGCUCUUCUGGAUGUGGAGGAGCAGCAGAUCUACUCAGAGCACCUCCCGAGCUUCUCAACCUAUCUCUAGGGGAGAGCCCGGACACCCUGUGUAAAUAACUCAUUCUGGCCGCUUGUUUCUGUGAUCUCAUUCUUUCAGUCAUUACCUAGAGGUUGCCUUAACUGUAUAUUCUCCAUAUUUGAUUGUUUUUUGUUUUGUUUUUACAAACAGUGACGAAAAAACUGAAAGGAGUCCAUCACUUUGACAGAUUGCAAUUCACACCCGACUAAUGCAGGUGCACAGAAAUGUUCUAAGUUAUGCACAAAAUCUAUCGCGUAGGUAAAAAAAGAUUCCCAUCAGAGCAUCAUCUCACAUUUGGACACCGCGCAUCACGUUAUUGACAUCACACUGCCGAGCAUGGACAGGAGCUUGGAGUGCAUCUGUAACAGACCAGUGAAGUGAAGCCACUGGUGCACAAGAGCAUAUACAUGUGGCAAGGUGGAGAAACGUGGGCCUGGGCGGGAUUUGAUCCCCAGACUCUCAGGUGAGAGUCACGCACGCUAACCAGACAGCCAAAGGAAUAACCCCGUGGCCAAGUAGCAAGGGCGCAUGAUCGAUAGGGAUACAGUGACAAGAUGCUCACCCUGUCACAAACAGGAGGAUUUCCUCCCACUGCAGCGAGUGCUUGUCAGGUCUAGAAACCAUUUGUUCUGAGAGUCUUGCUGACUUCUGGUUAUUUUAUUUGGAUAAAUGUUCCCUGCUUUCAAUACUUUGGCUGAAGUAGCGCUCCAGUUCCCAAUGUGGCGGUGGAGUGCGGAUUCAGCCUCACCAACGUUUAAACAACCGUGAGUCUAUUUGAGACAAAAGUCCAGAACUUCAUGACCUUAGACUCUUCAACUAGCCCCCUUGAGACAUUUGAUUAUGCACAAGCAUGUGCAGAGUUCAGGUUUAUGUGGAGUAGAAGGAAGGUUUGUGUUGGGACCACAUCAAGUGAAAUGGUCCUACUUUAAGUUGUAGGGUUAAAUAUUGUUGCUUUUAAGCUUAAUAUAUUGCCUCUACUCAUGACCAAUAAGCUGUGAUGUUCUAUAUAAAUAUAGGAUAUCAACCUUAUUAGUCUUUGAAUGUUUAAUCAGAAGAUUCUAGGAUUCUUUGCUUUUUUAGGGAUCAAACACACUUCGUAUCAAUUCAGAGAGUCAAGUUUAUAAAAAGUAAGAAUUUAUUUUAUAAACAAUUAAAAACAUGGCAACUAGGGAACACUUUAUGUGAUGAGUGGAUCUAAGUGGAUGGAAUGUGAGGUGUGAUGAUGUGUGAAUGGGAUGUUAUCAGAACCCUCGUAUAUGAAUAAACUGAGUUCUGAGUGGGAGUGAAUUUAGUCUGCAAUUGUUAGUUCUUAUCAAAAACACUUUAGACGCAAUCUGUCGAGUCUACGUACCCUGAUCGAAGACCCCCCGUGGUAGAUCCGGAAUGUUGAGGUCCGGGGACCCCAGAGGUACCGAAGUCCGUAGAAGAAACCGCAGAAGUGCCGACUUGACCGGUCUCAGGAUGUCUUCAGGUCACAACAGUUGUCAUUUGAGUCUUAGGAAUAACUCUUAAGGAGUUGAAGUUGGUUCAGCUUUGAUCUGAAGGAACCGUUUGCGGUCAGCUGUAGUUUGAACAGGUUUUUGACAGCUUGUCAAGAGAUGCGGUGGUUAGAGAGUUGUUCCCCGGUAGCCAGUCCGGAGUUCUGCUCAAACUAACAGAAUGCUGAAUCACUCCGUAAGUGAUCCUGUUUUAAUAUUCUCAUAUUAUGGCCAAUCAGGACAUGCUAUGUUAAAAGGUGUUAACAAACAAACCUCAGAUCAUCACGCCUUCUCAGAUACAGGACGCUCUGAUUUGUGGGUAAGAAAAUAUCUAUGUGCAGUGACGUUAACUUUAAUUUAUAUCUUAUGAACAUUGUAUGAGUGUAGAUAAUGAUUCACUUGUUAAAUCUAACUUUACUGAUCAUAAUACCAAAAUGUUUCAUUGUAAUAAUAAAAUUCCUUUCAACCACAGUAAUUUCAGCACAGAUUAAUCAAACAUUGAUAUUAGUAUUCAUAUAAAAUUUGUUCAUUCAGCCAUAUUAUUAUUUAAUGAUUAUUUAACUUAUAAGUUGUAAAAGUUCUUCUUUUGUUCUUCUUUUGUCCUGUGAAGCAAGCGGACAGUUAAGGACGCAGCUUGGCAGAGAGGAACCUUGAGGAAGGAACAUGAUGUUGACAAUCAGAGUGUAAACACGCAGUGGCGAAUCUUUCCUGCAGCUUGCAAGAUCAAGAGAGGCAGAGAGACAGAUUCAUGUCUGUAGAUGAGCGGUCACUGAAAAGGUCAAACUGUAGAUGCAAACUGACCAUUCCUGGACGUUACAAAGUGAAAAAAGUUCUUCUCAGUAAAAAUUUUCUACUGGGGCACUCUGUUCAGCUUGUUUGGACUAAAUAUUAAUUAAAAAAGAAUGAAAAUGAAAUGAUAUUAAAUGCUUAUUUACCCGGUAUUAUUAUCUUAAAGAUGAAAGUUGGGCAGAAAAAAUCAAUCAUGACCCUUUUUUUUUACCUUGUUGAUGGACAACAAAAAUGUCUAGUGCAACCUCUGGUUGGAACGUAAAUCAACUGGUAAAUUGAGAGCUUCACAUCCCGGCUCAGCUCUCUCCUCACCAUAACUGGCCAGAACACCGCCUGCAUCACCGUAGACACAGCACCAAUCUGCCUAUCGAUCUCCCACUCCAUCGUUUCCUCAUUCCCAAGACCCUAAGGUACUUAAACUAAAUGGUAAAGGGCCUGUAUUGGGCCAUAUUGGCCUUCUAAAGUCCUAGAACCCCCCAAGGUCCUUUACAACAUAGUCAUCCACCCAUGCACACACACACACACACACACACACACACACACACUCCUCCACUCACUCCAGCAACUUGUCCCUGACAUGGAAAAUGUUGAAUUGUAAAGGACUUGUAUUUUUAUUUUAGGACCUUCUAGGGUUCAACAACCCCACAAGGUUCUUUGCAACACAACCAGUCAUUCACCCACACACAUACAUUCACACUCCUGUGGCGAUAAGCUAUAACGCACUGGGCCGCACUGAAAGCAGCGAGGCUGCCGAGUACUGGCGCCACCGCUCCCUCCGACCAUCACCAGCAGGCAAUGGGGGCUAAGUGUCUAGCCCAAGGACACAACAGCAGCAUUCUCUUCCGGGAGCCGGGAUCGACCCUACAACCCUCCGAUUGCUGGACUACCUGCUCUACCUCCUGAGCUACUGCUGUACUUCAUUGUUCCAGUAAUACGAACAAAGUUCCAGGAUGAUGAUUUCAACCCAGGAGGGGGUUUAUCCUUACAAUCCUGGAAAAGGGCAUCGGACGCUGGAAACAAAAAAUUUGGACUACACAUUUUUACCCAGAACCAGGGAUAAUAUCCCACGCUCGUUUUGACAAUCGAACUGUUGGGUAAACACUGUUCUAUGAAAUGUCUGUCAUUUUCUAUAUCCGUAUUUGAUUGUCAAAAUGAAUAAUUGAUAAAAAGAAAUAAAAACUUAGAUAUAAUUGAUAAUAUGCCAUACUGAAGUAUUUUCCUGUGAGCACAUGUUCUUCACUUUCCUUACGUGUGCUCAAGUCUCCUAGUUUAGAAAAUCUAUUAAUGUGCUUCUGAUGUUUAAUAAGGGCUGUAACAGUGUUUGGUUGACUACCGUAAAUCCUCUAACAUUGGCCUGCAUUCGAUUAACUGCCGGGUAUCAUAUUUUGGCCGGUGUCGGAGUCGGCAGAGGUGAAUAAUGGCCGGUAUUUUAUUGAUGCCGGGUGGAAUGUGGUAACAAGCAAG
This is a messenger RNA of Nothobranchius furzeri (turquoise killifish), 5949 nucleotides long. It is a transcript of the gene ccn5, whose product is annotated as cellular communication network factor 5. Gene Ontology annotation, cellular component: extracellular matrix; extracellular region. Gene Ontology annotation, molecular function: heparin binding; integrin binding. Gene Ontology annotation, biological process: signal transduction; cell adhesion. The record is from RefSeq and is a predicted model, not a curated record. NCBI's taxonomy places the organism in Eukaryota, Metazoa, Chordata, Actinopteri, Cyprinodontiformes, Nothobranchiidae.